CCCAGAAGACCACCAAACCAGCACACGUCAACGGAACAGCUUAGCAAAAUCCCCACCAAGGUGUAGAAUAUUCCCCAAAACCCCACGUCCCCUCCCUCUGCCGCCGCUCCCACUCCACCAGUGUGCCACCCGGAUCGAUCGAUCGAUCGACAGCGAUGGACACCCACAUCGGCUCCGUCGACGGGCCGUCGCCGGCGGCGGUGAACGGCGCGGUCGGCUGCCCGGCGUCCGCGCCGGGGUGCCCGAUCAUGUCCUCCCACCCCGUGGUCUCCGCAGGCGAGGCGUCGCUGGGGCGCCACCUGGCGCGCCGCCUCGUGCAGGUCGGCGUCAGCGACGUCUUCGCCGUGCCCGGGGACUUCAACCUCACGCUGCUCGACCACCUCGUCGACGAGCCCGGGCUGCGCCUCGUCGGCUGCUGCAACGAGCUCAACGCUGGCUACGCGGCCGACGGCUACGCGCGGGCCCGCGGCGUCGGCGCCUGCGCGGUCACCUUCACCGUCGGCGGCCUCAGCGUGCUCAACGCCAUCGCCGGCGCCUACAGCGAGAACCUGCCCGUCAUCUGCAUCGCCGGCGGGCCCAACUCCAACGACUACGGCACCAACCGCAUCCUCCACCACACCAUCGGCAUCCCGGACUUCUCGCAGGAGCUGCGCUGCUUCCAGACCGUCACCUGCCACCAGGCGGUGGUGACCAACCUGGACGACGCGCACGAGCAGAUCGACACGGCCAUCGCCACGGCACUCAGGGAGAGCAAGCCGGUGUACCUCAGCAUCAGCUGCAACCUCCCCGGGCUACCUCACCCCACCUUCACCCGUGACCCAGUCCCUUUCUUCCUCGCCCCCAGGAUGAGCAACAAGAUGGGGCUCGAGGCUGCAGUGGAGGCAACCGUCGAGUUCCUGAACAAGGCGGUGAAGCCAGUGCUUGUCGCCGGCCCCAAACUGCGCGUGGCCAAGGCGGGGAAGGCCUUCGUCGACCUUGUGGACGCCAGUGGCUAUGCCUAUGCUAUAAUGCCAUCGGCCAAGGGCUUUGUGCCAGAGACGCACCCCCACUUCCUCGGCACCUACUGGGGCGCCGUCAGCACGGCCUUCUGCGCCGAGAUCGUCGAGUCGGCCGACGCCUACCUCUUCGCAGGCCCCAUCUUCAACGACUACAGCUCUGUUGGCUACUCGUUCCUGCUCAAGAAGGACAAGGCCAUCAUCGUGCAGCCUGAGCGUGUCAUCGUCGGGAACGGCCCGGCAUUCGGCUGCGUCAUGAUGAAGGAGUACCUGUCUGCAUUGGCCAAGCGGGUUCAGAAGAACACCACCGCCUACGAGAACUACAAGAGGAUCUUCGUGCCUGAGGGCCAUCCGCUGAAGGGCGAGGCGAACGAGCCGCUGCGUGUCAAUGUGCUCUUCAAGCACAUCCAGGACAUGCUGACGGGUGACAGUGCAGUGCUCGCUGAGACCGGUGACUCCUGGUUCAACUGCCAGAAGCUCAAGCUGCCCGAGGGCUGCGGGUAUGAAUUCCAAAUGCAGUAUGGCUCGAUUGGAUGGUCAGUGGGUGCAUUGCUCGGGUACGCGCAAGGGGCGAGUGACAAGCGUGUCAUAGCCUGCAUUGGUGAUGGGAGCUUCCAGGUGACAGCACAGGAUGUGUCAACUAUGCUGCGGUGCGAACAGAACAGCAUAAUCUUCCUGAUCAACAAUGGCGGGUACACGAUCGAGGUGGAGAUCCACGACGGGCCUUACAAUGUCAUCAAGAACUGGAACUACACCGCCCUUGUGGAGGCCAUCCACAACGGGGAGGGCAAAUGCUGGACUGCCAAGGUGAAGUGCGAGGAGGAGCUGACGGCGGCGAUAGAGACGGCGCUGGGGGAGAAGAAGGACUCUCUGUGCUUCAUCGAGGUGAUCGCGCACAAGGACGACACCAGCAAAGAGCUUCUGGAAUGGGGCUCCAGGGUCUCUGCUGCCAACUCCAGGCCACCCAACCCCCAGUAGACCAAGCACGCCUGCAUCACUAGUAGUCGCAGCCAGCAGCACGUUGCCAUCAAAUAAUGUUGAACAGUUUAUCUUUGCUCUUCUGUUAUGUUCUUAGUUUUGUGCCUACUAGUUACUUGUGAGCUGUGGCCAUCGCCUGUGUUGUAUCCUGCCAAUGCUAAGAAGAUCAUGAGAUAUUUUUAGCUUGCCUCA
This is a messenger RNA of Triticum urartu, 2165 nucleotides long. RefSeq names its product Thiamine pyrophosphate dependent pyruvate decarboxylase family protein. The record is from RefSeq and is a predicted model, not a curated record. Gene Ontology annotation, cellular component: cytosol. Gene Ontology annotation, molecular function: thiamine pyrophosphate binding; pyruvate decarboxylase activity; magnesium ion binding. NCBI's taxonomy places the organism in Eukaryota, Viridiplantae, Streptophyta, Magnoliopsida, Poales, Poaceae.